AUCUCAUUGGCGAGAUGGAAGCAGCGAAGAUUGCAAUUUCCUACUUCUAUGAAUCUCAUUCCCUCGUUUCUCUUUCAGGAAGAAGCGGCUGUCAUCAUAGCGUCAUGUGUCGAUUCCUUGGGCAAUUCGAUCAAUCGUUGCCAUUUAGAUCGACGUUCUUGCGAUCUCGAUCCUUCCAGUUUCUAAAUUCGAGUUUCCAUACGGAAAAGCGAGCUCGCUGCGCUAGCUUCGAUCUCUUCAGCGAAGAUGAAGAAGAUGAUGAUGAUCUCUCCAGGGAAAUAAUUCAAGAACUGAAGAAGAUAUGUGAAAGUUAUGAAGAUGAAGAACAAGAAGUCUCCUUCGAUUACGGCAACGAAGAGGCAGAGAUCGGCGAUGUUUUGGAUUCCGGAAGUUUUCGAAAUUCGACAACUUCUGAAAUGGGGAACCCGACGUCACCCACGAUUGCACCAGAACCAUCAGAUCGGCGCUCCAUCAGCGUGAGCAUCACUCCUAGUGUGAGGACGAACUACAACGAUCUCCCACUGUCGUUCUGUAUCUUGAAGCGGACUAGGCAAUGGCAAGAAGGAUUUGCAGAAGCAGGAGAAUCUGCGUACUGCUCUGUGAAUAAGGCCUUCGCUUCCAUGGUUUUCAUAAUCAAUGAGCUAGAGAGAUAUAUGCUCCAAAUGCGGGAAAUCCUCUUCUACGAAGAUCAUCAAGGGAUUUUGGUGAGAGUACAGAAAGAGAUGCACGCUUCGUUCGUGUGGCUAUUCCAGCAGAUCUUCUCUCGCACACCCACUCUCAUGAUCUAUGUCAUGAUCUUGUUAGCGAAUUUCACCGUCUAUUCCAUGCGUAACACCGCUGCAAUCGCUGCGCCGGGGCCACCGCCAGCAACGGAAUCCCCCGAAUCUCUGGUAGAGAAUCAACAGCAACCGACAUCUUCAUCAGUGAAUCAGCACCGUCAGGGUGAGGAGGGGAAGCAGUUGGAUUCGGUGGUAGAGGGAGAUUCUAGAACGAAGGGAGAGAUGUUGGAUCACGAUACAAUGAAGCGGUUCGUAUAUCCUAGACCGCCGGAAGAUGAACCGGAUGGUUCUUCGUAUUUUUUGACAGAGCUGCUGUAUCGGCGUGCCGUAUCGGAGGAGCCCGAUAACGCUCUUUUCCUUUCCAACUACGCGCAGUUCCUCUACCUCGUCCUCCACGACCAUGACACAGCGGAAGAGUACUUCAAGCGUGCGGCACGUGCUGACCCUCCAGAUCCUGAGACACUGAGUAGAUACGGACGAUUCCUGUGGUGGGUUCGGAAUGACAUUGAAGGUGCAGAAGAGAACUUCCUAGGAGCAGCGGAUGCGGCCCCCACCUUACCAUACCAUAGGGCGACGUAUGCCAACUUCCUCUUCCUCACUGGUGCUGAGGACACCUGCGAACCUCCGACCUGAAAUUACCACAGCAGAAACAUACACAUCCUCUUCUCUGCACGAGGAACACGCGCGGAUAUCCCACGCACGGAACAUAGAUGA
This is a messenger RNA of Magnolia sinica, 1493 nucleotides long. RefSeq lists its product as uncharacterized. Lineage: Eukaryota; Viridiplantae; Streptophyta; Magnoliopsida; Magnoliales; Magnoliaceae. The record is from RefSeq and is a predicted model, not a curated record. The transcript has 2 exons. Gene Ontology annotation, molecular function: protein binding. The coding region runs from base 15 to 1412 and encodes 465 amino acids.